Molecule: messenger RNA, 7293 nt
Organism: Paramuricea clavata
Lineage: Eukaryota; Metazoa; Cnidaria; Anthozoa; Malacalcyonacea; Plexauridae
Source: the annotation of a GenBank genome assembly
GUCUCUGUAAGUUAUUGAAUCAUGAGAGUUAGUUGAUUUAGACUGCUUGAAAUAUUUACGAACAGCAAACGUUGGUAGAUGAUCAGAAAGAGCAUAGUUUUCCACUAGUGCUGCGGUGAUAUGCUGAGAUUUGUUAGUAUAGAUAUGAUCUAAACAAGUACCACUUGAAGGUCGAGUAACAUCAGAUACCAACUGAGAGAAAUGCAUGUUCAUUAAACUUUUUGACAAGUAGUGCUUUUUGAAUUCUUGUGAAAGAAAGUUGAUGUUAAAAUCACCUGUUAGUAUAACUUCUUUAUUAGUCAAGUAGGUGGUUUCAAUACACUGAUCAAAUAGUUUAUCAUCAUCUCUAGAGUAUGAUGGUGGACGGUAACAGCCAGAUAUCAACAGCGAGCGUUUGGACUUGAAUGGGCAGAUUUUGAGCCAUAAAAUCUCGACAGAAUCAUUUUCAAGGUCGACGCGGCGAUUAAAGGUUAAUGCGUUACUACAAUACACAGCUAUACCUCCACCAGCUUUAUGUAAACGAUCUUUCCGCAGUAAAGUAAAACCAGGUAUAUUGUAGAGGAAGUCGCAGUUUGAAGGUUUUAGAAACGUUUCCGUCAGAAACAAAAUAUCAAUACAAUCUGAGUUCGUUGUGAGGAGAAGUUUAAUUUGUUCAAAUUUACUGCUAGUUAGGUGGUUUACAUUCCACUGACCAAAACGGAGUCCUUUAUUGGGCAGAUGUAACUUUAAAUAGCUAAAGUUAUUGGAGGAUUAUGUCUCUGUAACCACCCAUUUUUCCAGAUUUUCGUGUUGACUAGAUGACCAGGCGUAUUUGUUUUACUCAUUUUGUCGUCUCCUUUACACUUAGGACAAGUUACGACAUUGCCAUCAAGAAAUGCAUUGAACUGACACGAUGGAUCAAAAAGAAUAUACGGAAGAAUGCAAUAUGACUUUGCAUAAUUUUUCCAUGUUUCGUCCAAGCUAGGGAAUAUGUCAUACCAGACUUCAGGUGGAUUCAUAGUAUGGUCAAUGUCAUACUUCUGAUCAGCCACUUCCGCUGCGGCAUCGAUGCAUUUUAUGGCGUAUUCAUUAAUCUCAUACACAUUUGACUUGUCCUUAAUUAUUGAUAGCCAAUUAAAAUGAAUGUAAGAGUGCAAAAAGUCAGUUUUUUCAUUUUAUACACUAUAUGUGUACUAAUCACUGUCUUGAUUAAUGGUUGAGUUUUGUUCUCCAGUCAUAAGCAUUAUCCCGGUGGACAAAUAUCUGCUUGUCAUUUACUUUUCACAAAACCUAUCCUGUGGCAAAAGUUCCCAUCAAAAUUCGUAGGUUUGGUGAGAGCAAAUGCACAAUGCGGUUGCCUAGCCUAUAGCAACAUAUUUGUAAAUUUCGGUUUAUUACUGCAUAAAAACAACCAUGCAACUUAGCUUUUAAAUUUCAUUCUGCAAUAAGUCUUAGUAAGUUUCUAUCCACCUAUCCUUAGUAAGUUUCUAACUACGUUUAUCCUCCCUUGAAAGAAGAAGUCUGACUCUUUUGCACACUAUAAAGUAAGUACAUGUUUAAUGUCUUUUUUUAAGACAGUAUUUUGGCUAUAUUAAGACAGUAUUUUGAAUAAUAGUGUAUACUUUAUUGGCAUGUUUAAAGACAAAGUUAUUUUUUCUAAUCAGUAUAAUGCACAAUCAAAUGCACUAUAAAAUUUUGUUCAGUGCGCACAAACAUGUAUUCAUGCAUGCAUGCAUGCAGGUUUAAAAUCGGCACUAAUUUAAAGAUCAUUUUAAGCAACGCUAAAGCCACGCCAAACGUUAUUUUAUAUAUAUAUAUGUGUGUGUGUGUGUGUGUGUGCUAAUUGUUUACUGAUUUAUAUUGUCCAUUAUCUUACAUUUAGUCUGAAUGUUAUGCAGGUUAACAUCAAUUUCUUCCUCCCUUGUUGUUCACUUUUUGUUGAACUAUAACUUUUACAAUUUUAGUUUUUUCAACUACGCUUACUGAACUGGUGACAGUAUACUGCAUACAUAAAUGAUGUAAUGUAGAAACAACUUGAAAAUUCUGCAAAACCAUGUUUCUUAAUGUUGAAUUUAUUAUUUCCAAAGGUAUAUGUUUAUUUAACGGCUAUGGGAAUUUUAAAUUUUGAAAAUAUAUUUUACACUGUCGGGGCUGAUUUUUCACAUGCAUAUGUCACCAUAUCACAAAACAGUAUUUGAGUUUGAUUACGAUAGAGAUCUAGAGUCCUGCGAAGUUGGACACUUUUGUCAUUGCAUGAUUCAGUUGUUGGCUGUGACAGUAACUGCCGCACUAUCCAUUCAGCCCAUUUUCCACCAAGUGAAUUUGUUCGCACAAACAGUAAAAAAGUAGGAACUGAUCCAACUUUUUCGCGGCGAAUUUGCCGACCAAUCACAUUGCCAGGAUCUGUUUUAUAGCCUCAUCAAGAAAUUAUUCAGUGUGUGUGUUCCAAAACCCGAAGAUAUGUUGGGAAAAUUUUGCAAUCUGAGCUUUUUUAUUAGAAAAACAACAGUGAUGUCCAAAAAAUGACACUCUAACAGAGGCAUGGUAAAAAGAAUAAAGUGUGUUUUACUAUGUUAAAUUUUCUUCCUUUUAUGUCUUGUGGUGAGAUGAAUAUUGUUUAAGUUGGACGAUAUUUUGCCCCCCCCCCCCACGAGGGUGGGGAUAUUUCAAUGGCUUGAGGUAAAUUAAUCUGGUGCGGUUAACUAUAAGCCUCUCCUCCCAUGUCUACAUCACUUGCACAAAUUAUCAAUAUAUAUGUCAUUGGUAAGUGGUAGGCUUGGGCGGUUUUUCGUGUUUUUUUUUCGGUUUUAUUUUCAAACCGGUAUUUUCGGUUUAGCUUUUACAAAAACCGGAAAACCGUCAUUACGUAAUUGUUUACUGUCAUCGCCUGAAACUCGAUCUUAAUUCUCUAAUUAAACACAAUUACAUGAUACUAGAUACAAAUUCUAUUCUUUUUCCGUAAAGUCGGUAAGAACUAAAGAGGUAUAAGUUUUCAAAUGCGUUCUUGACCCUUUUAUUUUAAAACUGAAGUUGUUUUAAGUUACCUUUGCACAAUUUUGCGUUUUGUCAUGUACUGUUUGUUUGCUUAUGUCAAAAAAAUACCACAAUUCUUCCUCAUUCAGUUGAAGUAAAAAUUAAAGGGAAAAACCGGUUUUCCGGUUUUACCGGUUUAGAAGCAGACGGUUUUUCAGUUUUAAUUUUAAGCAAAACCGCCCAAGCCUAGUAAGUGGUUACAGACAUUUAAUUUAUGGGAUUACUGUAAGCUACGUAAAUAGUGAUAAUUCGAUCCUUAAUUACUGCCUUUUAGAGCAACAUUAAGUUCAGGCUUAUUAGCCUACAUGUAAAGGGUGUAUAAAAAAGGUAAUCCAUGUUAUUGUGAAUUAUAUAUUAUACGUUUAACUAGUUACUUUUUUCAUAGCAACAAUGAUACCUUUCUUGUCAGUCAUUGCUUUUAAAAAUAGCCAAAUACGAUGCGAUUUACAAAUGCCACUCGGGUUGCAUUUUUAACAGACUGAACUCACAAUGUUGUAUGUUUCUGGGCAACAAGCUACUAAUAUGCAUUUCAAAUCAAGCAUUUCUUGUUUGUUUAAAGUAUAUAAAUGCCAUAUAAUAAACUUUUUAUUAACCUCGAAAUAUCAGACCUCGGUCUUUCUGCACAAACCUGACCUGUAGGCCUACAAGAAAGACUUUGGUCCUUAUUCAUACACCACCCUGUAUAUAUAACUCUUCAAGAAAUACAAUUAAUGUAGUGCAAUCGAAAAUUGCAAUCUAUUGUAGUAUUAGUUCUAAAAUAAGAGUUGUCCAAAAAUCUCAAGAAAAAAUGAAACGAUAUCAAUGGAACAUAUACUGCACAGAUUAAACAUGCAUGUUUUUUCAUUUAAGUAUAAAGCAUACUUAAUAGUAUAUAGAGCACGGUAACUGAGCCAAAACUUUAUAUUUUUUAUUGCAGUUAUAGUAAUGUCCUCUAAAAAAUCAAUUUUUGCCAAUGUUUUUCCGUUAACCAAAGCAUCAAGACGGCAAGAGCAAUAAAAUUUCCAAUGGAAGAGUUCCUGCAACCGAUGGUAGAAUGGCUGAUGGCCUUGGCAUUUUCAGUAAACACCCGGACCCGAGUUUAUUUUGAUUGCGGCAAUUUCGGUCGUCUCAAUGUUGAUGGGUCCAAAAACAAAAUUACAAGUAUGUGAAUGUUAUAUGGAACCAUGCAACUUAUAUACUGUGUGCCUAAGUGAACCAGGAGCUGGAAAAUGGUUUAUUUUAUUUUAUCUUUUUUAUCUCUCUCCGAAGCAAUGGUGCAACUCGCCUUUAGGAUGAACUACACGCUACAUACUAUAGUUUAACCGCAAGCACUACUUGUUCAUUCAGAUAUAUAUGCAAUAAUUUUCGAGAAGCACCAGAAUGGUUUCAUAUAUAGCUACACACCUGAAGCCAAGGAAAGGUACACCAAAUACGCAAAUGAUCUUUCGGAGAAGAUGAACAUGCAGUGGGAAGAAAGAAACAUCUACACAGACAACUUCUCAAAGGACAAAAGAAAUUUUGUUUUUAUUUAGGUCUCUCCAUAAGUAAAACUUUUAAAACGAUGCGUGAAAACGUGUACAUAGGAAGAAAUCCUUUCUUAUAUAUUCUUCUUCUAUAUAUAUAUAUAUAUAUAUAUAUAUAUAUAUAGUUUUUCGUUUUACCUCAAAAAAACCACAACAGUCUGUUUCAUCCGUAUAGGAAUCAUCAGGUGGUGAAUAAUUUCGAAAUUGUAGGUUGCUUUUAUGCUAUCGAAAGAAUGUGCGGAAUGCGUGUAGGCGAAACAAUGCUUAGGUGAAACAAUGCAUGCUUGGGUCAUUAGGUUUUGUUAACGACCUUGUUUACUCGAAACCGGUUUUUGUGACGGCAUUUGCCGAAAAUUUUGCUUCUUUUAUCGAGUAAAUUGUCUUUGUUUAUGUCUUUCAAAAUGCAAAAUUUUUCUUCCAAACAUAAAUUGCAGCGUUUUGAUCCCCCUGUGUACGAAAUAGCGUGUUUUAAAAUUGACCAUUUGAUGGUAUAAUCCUGAUUGUUUUCUUUUAAUUUCCAAAUAUGUUUCGAAAGUUCUGUUUUGUUUGAGUCUUUUUUAUGACGAAAAGAUGAAGUGUGGUUAGCGUAAUGUUCCUUAAAUGUAGUCGCUGUCAUACCAAUGUAGUGUGUAGUGUCGUUUGUGUUGUUGGUUGUGACUGUUGCUUUGUAAAUAAUGUUGUUGGUCAUGCAUUGUUUCGGUAGUGGGCAAGUGUUUUUGUUGUCGCAGUUACAGUUGUCAGUUUCCGUAUUCUGUGAUUGACUGUUCCUAAUUAUAUGUGUGUUGUGUUUGGUGAUUAUAGACUUAACGUUGUUCAUGCAACUGUAGCUUACUUUUAAAGUGUUUCUGUUAAAAAUCUUGUGUAGUUUGUGCUGUAGUGGAAGUGUUUGUCAAUUAAACUUAAGAAUUCCCCUCCUAUGUUCGUGUUAACACUCUUACUAAAUGGUGGGUUGAACCAAAUUAUGUUGCGUUGCCUAUUCCUACGUGUCCGUUGUGGUGCAUCCUGAGUGUACGUAAAUUCAUGAUCAAAGUUACUAUGUGUAAGAGCGUUCUGGUAAAUAGGUGUGGAUUCCUUAAAUGUUUGUUCGUCCGAUGAGAGAAGUGCAAUGCGAUUGUUGAUAGCUGUAGGUAAUUGUCUUGUAAUGCUUGGUGGAUGGUUUGAGUGUCUGUGGAUGUACAAUGGAUCGUCAUUGGGUUUCCUGUAUGGUUUGUGUUUUGCGUUGAUCAGGUCGAAAGUAACAUCUAAAAAAUUUACAACAUUCAUAUUUACUUCGGCGGUGAUUUUAAGGUCAAAUUGCUCGAAAAUUUUGUGUAGCUCUUUUCUAAAAACAACACAACAAAAACAAAAAAACAACAAACAAACAAAAAAAAAACAACAAAAAAAACAAACAAAACAACACUGUCGCUCCUUCCUGUAUAAUGAAUAUACUGUCUACAUAUAUCAGUACUUGAUUGAAAGAUCAUCAUGCAUAACAUAUAUUUAUAUAUUGCGUAGAUUCUCAAAGAUUUACUCUAUUCAUGUCUGAAAUGUUUAUAGAUUUGAAAACAACACUGUCGCUCCUACCUAGCAUCGUGAUCUACGGCUUCAUAGCACAUGCACAUUUGCACUGCUAUAGAAAAAAUCAGGUGUUCCAGGGGAAAGAUCGUUUACACAACACAAGAAGCGAAUGUUCUAAAAUUACAAAAAUUUACAAUAACAACAACGAUUCCUCGAAAUUUUUGUGAACUUGGCAAACGAAUAUUUAAAAAGAAAUAAAAUUGCUUAAAUAACCUUCAAAGCACUGACUAAGUACAAUAAAUCACUGCAAACAUAAAUCGUAUACACCCCCCGGAAAGUUUACUCUAUGAUUGACUGACUGACUGAUUCGUGUGAAUUCGCCAGCCAUCACAACAGUGUGAAAUGAAAGUGAAACUUCACACUAAAAAUGAGGACCCAAUGGAUGUAGGAGCAAGUGGUACAUGCAGGAUACAGGUACUGAUCUCAUCCAAUUGCCUCAAUUGAAAUCUUAAUGGCUGGUUGCAGAACAAGUCUGUGGGAAUAUUUGCCAACUAAAUUUAUAAAGAAUGUGUCAUAUUUUUUAAAUAAAACACGUCCUCUCGUCCGGCUUAAGAUUUUAUUGUAAGACUGUUUGUGAAUAUCUCACAGAAUAGAUAGAGGUUGACGGAAUAGCACAAAAACUGGCUAUUCAUUAUUCAAAAGUUGGCAGUAUAUGACUAAAUACUGACGCCCAAGGUGUUUAACUAACUUAUUUCAUGAUCCUGGAGGUUUUAUUCACAAAACAGCUCUUACACUUGUGGGACGUAACACAGGGUUGAGUAUGUGCAUUAUAUACGUUUUAAUGUGGUUAAGCAUGCGCAAUCUUACUAAUAUAUAUCAUUUUGCGACCAACAAGUGAAACUCCAAAUAUUUUUUUAUAAAUUGACUGAGUGCGAACACAUUAGGAUUGCUUUAUGCAGCUUGUUGUCGCGCAGUGAACGAUCCAUACUCUUACUUUAUGCGGAGUGUAGUUUCAAUAUUGUUAGUGACAUUAGUAGCUAUUGUAAGUUUUUGUAUUCCUAAUUAAUUAAUCUUUAUGCAGCUUGUUGUCUCACAGCGAACGAUCCAUACUCUUACUUUAUGCGGAGUGUAGUUUCAAUAUUGCUAGUGACAGUAGUUAUUGUAAGUCUUUGUAUUCUUAAUUAAUUAAUGUAUGUAUUGAUAAAACUGCCCCUUGAAAAUCAGUUUUCUAAUUACCGCUAUAAUUUUAAAUAAUAAUUCUAAUAAUAAUAGUGCGAUGGGA